Molecule: messenger RNA, 2142 nt
Organism: Panthera uncia (snow leopard)
Lineage: Eukaryota; Metazoa; Chordata; Mammalia; Carnivora; Felidae
Gene: CSNK1G3
Product: casein kinase 1 gamma 3
Exons: 14
Coding region: 342-1712 (456 amino acids)
Biological process (GO): peptidyl-serine phosphorylation; endocytosis; signal transduction
Cellular component (GO): cytoplasm; nucleus; plasma membrane
Molecular function (GO): protein serine/threonine kinase activity; ATP binding
Source: RefSeq, a predicted model, not a curated record
CGCCGCUGCCCCCGCCGCCGCUGACUGACGGAGCAGGGGGCGCCGCCCGCGCCCGGGACCGACCCCGCGAGCUCGCGGCCGCGCCUCUGAGCUCUCUAUCAAUAUCAGCUUACAUCGUUGAAAGGAUAAUUUGGAAGACAUGUUUUGCUGAAAGGACAACUGAGAAAAAUUUUACGAAUGGGAUGAACACGCGCCAGUUAACAGACUACCUACUGCAAUUUGAAUGUUAACAAUUACCCACCUGGUACAGUUAACCUAGUGAUGUACCUAUUCUCACAAUACCCUAUUUCAGUGUGCUUGUCUUGAUUAAAGAAUUCAAAGUGGAGUACCGCAAACUUGAUAUGGAUAAUAAAAAGAAAGACAAGGACAAAUCAGAUGAUAGAAUGGCACGACCUAGUGGUCGGUCGGGACACAAUACUCGAGGAACUGGGUCUUCAUCUUCUGGAGUUUUAAUGGUUGGACCUAACUUUAGAGUUGGAAAAAAAAUUGGAUGUGGCAAUUUUGGAGAAUUACGAUUAGGGAAAAAUUUAUAUACAAAUGAAUAUGUGGCAAUUAAACUGGAGCCCAUGAAAUCCAGAGCACCACAGCUACAUUUGGAAUACAGAUUCUACAAGCAGCUAGGAUCUGGAGAUGGUAUACCUCAAGUUUACUAUUUUGGCCCGUGUGGUAAAUACAACGCCAUGGUGCUCGAACUGCUCGGACCUAGUUUGGAAGAUUUGUUUGACCUGUGUGACAGGACGUUUUCUCUGAAGACGGUUCUCAUGAUCGCUAUCCAGCUGAUUUCUCGCAUGGAAUAUGUCCAUUCAAAGAACUUGAUAUACAGAGAUGUAAAACCUGAGAACUUCUUAAUAGGACGACCAGGAAACAAAACCCAGCAAGUUAUUCAUAUUAUAGAUUUUGGUUUGGCAAAGGAAUAUAUCGAUCCAGAGACAAAGAAACACAUACCAUACAGAGAACACAAGAGCCUUACAGGAACAGCUAGAUAUAUGAGCAUAAACACACAUUUAGGAAAAGAACAAAGUAGAAGAGAUGACUUAGAAGCUUUAGGUCAUAUGUUCAUGUAUUUUCUGAGGGGCAGUCUUCCUUGGCAAGGUUUAAAGGCUGACACAUUAAAAGAGAGGUAUCAGAAAAUUGGAGAUACAAAACGAGCCACACCAAUAGAAGUGCUGUGUGAAAAUUUUCCAGAAGAAAUGGCAACAUAUCUUCGUUAUGUAAGAAGGCUAGAUUUUUUUGAAAAACCAGAUUAUGACUACCUAAGAAAACUUUUUACUGACUUAUUUGAUCGAAAAGGAUAUAUGUUUGAUUAUGAAUAUGACUGGAUUGGUAAACAGUUGCCUACUCCAGUGGGCGCCGUUCAGCAGGAUCCUGCUCUGUCCUCAAACAGAGAAGCACAUCAACACAGAGACAAGAUGCAACAAUCCAAAAAUCAGUCGGCAGACCACAGGGCAGCUUGGGACUCCCAGCAGGCAAAUCCCCACCAUUUGAGAGCUCACCUUGCAGCAGACAGACAUGGUGGCUCGGUACAGGUUGUAAGUUCGACAAAUGGAGAGUUAAACACAGAUGACCCCACCGCAGGACGUUCAAAUGCACCCAUCACAGCCCCUACGGAAGUAGAAGUGAUGGAUGAAACCAACUGCCAGAAAGUGUUGAACAUGUGGUGCUGCUGUUUUUUCAAACGAAGGAAAAGGAAAACCAUACAGCGCCACAAAUGACUCUGGACACAGACAGAUCAUGGGGAGUUACUUACGUGUUCAUCUGCUGUCUUGUGAUUAAAAAUCAUCUCCGUAGUGACCACAUACAUUUUCGAGGACUCACUCGUAGAAACAAAAAUGUCAUACAUACUUUCAUACUUCAUUUUGUGGUUGUCUUACAUUCAUAUUUUUUUCUAAUUUAACUUUUAUGGAAGCUUUAAAGUUUUGUCGAAACAUGAGUGCUUUGCCCGUCGAUGAACGGAAUGGACCAAUGAGGUGGUGUCGAUGAAUACCGUUCUAAGGACAUUUUUCAGAAGCUCUCCUCCUGUUGUAGAAAAAGCAGUACAGUAUCUUCAGUGUCAGCCAGUUAUAUACCUGAUCUGGUUUUUGAUAACUUCUGUAAGAGCAUAAUCAAACAGGAAUGUCCCUCCUCCCCCACCGCCCCCCUCCC